Misgurnus anguillicaudatus (oriental weatherfish) is the source of this 1127-nucleotide messenger RNA. RefSeq names its product leukotriene C4 synthase (gene ltc4s). Lineage: Eukaryota; Metazoa; Chordata; Actinopteri; Cypriniformes; Cobitidae. Gene Ontology annotation, molecular function: leukotriene-C4 synthase activity; enzyme activator activity; glutathione peroxidase activity. The record is from RefSeq and is a predicted model, not a curated record. Gene Ontology annotation, cellular component: endoplasmic reticulum; nuclear envelope; membrane. Gene Ontology annotation, biological process: leukotriene biosynthetic process.
AUAAGAUUUUUUGGGUAUCAUCUGAGGUGUUUGUAGGAUCUUACUGUCCCAGGAUGUAUGCAAUAUGUAUCCUCCCUUCCUCACACUGAUGUAACUAUGGGGAUUUUGUGAAGGUUUGUGUCCCGCCCACUUUGGUCAUAAUGAGAUGGUUUAAGGAAGAACUUUCACAGUGUCAUUUGAAUUGAGACUGAUUGCGUAUCAGAAACCGUACUCAAGUUUCUAUUGCAGUGAUGUUGGAUCAGGUGGUCUUAAUAGCAGCUGUUACGGUGCUGGGACUUUUGGAACAAGCAUAUUUCUCUCUUAUGGUGAUCUAUGCUCGGAGGAAAUAUUCAGUCUCUCCUCCAGCCACUGCAGGACCACCAGAGUUUGAGAGGAUCUAUAGAGCUCAGGUAAACUGUUCAGAAUAUUUCCCCAUAUUUGUCUUCUCUCUUUGGUUGGCUGGAGUUUUCUUCAGUCAAGGUAUGGCUGUGUUCAUUGGUCUUCUGUAUCUUUACGGACGGUUCCUGUACUUCCACGGUUACGCCGAAUCGUCUGAGGGCAGAUUGGAGCCUCUGUACUUCUGUGCAAAGGUUCAGUGGGCGCUGAUAGCUUUAGCUGGGUUGGGUAUCAUCUGCACCAUGACUGAAGUUUAUCUUGGACUGGACAUGUUUCACACCUUAAGUCAUGUUGUGGGUUUCAAUGAACACUCAUAGACAAAAUGCAUUGGAUGUCUCUUUUCUCAUUUUACUGUAGCUGUGUGUGUUAUUAUAUUUAAAUAACGAAAUGUUUAACUUAUUUUACUUUACCUUUAAAAUACACUACAGAGAGUAACAUUUAUACAGUUUUUAUCCAAAGCAACUUAGAGUGCAUAACAAGGUAUACAUUUUUAUCAAUAUGUGGGAUUAAACUCAUGACCUUUAUGCAGUGAUCUACCACUGAGCUAUACAGAGUUGGCGUAGUGUCUCUAACAGUGUCAUGGUCAUGAGUUUGAUCUCAAGGAACGCCUCAAAGUUAUUUUGAGAUGUUUGUGAAAUAUGAUUGUCUAGUGUUUUGCACUUUCUCUUUUGAACACCAAGUGGUGCAAUAAUGCUUUGUACAUUUUUGAUCAUCUAAAAUUAACUUAUAAGUAGUGCUGCCUCACGAUUAGU